AGACGCCAGUCCAGUGUGUCUCUACCACAGAGACCAUGGCCUGGCUGCUCUGCAUCACCUGCAUCCUGCUCACCUGCCCAGCGCUGCUGCAGGGCAAGGCUUCAGAGUACCAGCUGGAGUCAGAGACCCAGAGCGCAUGUGAGCUGCUCAGAGCGGCAGCAGUCGACACAAAGCGAGGCGACGUCCCUCACUGCACGGAGGACGGCAGGUUCAGACCUGUGCAGUGCAGUGUUGGGGCUCGGGAGUGCUGGUGUGUUGAUGCUAAGGGUCAGGAGGUUGAUGGGACCAGAACCAACAGCUCAGCUGCUUCCUGUGAGUAACAGGAUUGUGCAGAUCAAGGGCCCGUCGCCCUGCCAGCGGCAGACGCUCCUGCGCUGCACCGCUUCGGGCCUCUUCAGGUCCGUUCAGUGUGACUCUGGCACAGGUCAGUGUUGGUGUGUGGACCAGGACGGCAUGGAGCUGUACGGCACCAGACAGACCGGGAGACCUCAACGCUGUCCCGGUAGCUGUGAGGUCAGGUCCCGGCGUCUCCUCCACAGCUCGGGGUUUCCUUCCCCUCCACAGUGUGCAGCAGAUGGCAGCUUCCUCCCUGUUCAGUGUAAAUUCAUCAACACGACCGACAGAACCGAGCUGGACCUGCUGUUCGCCUUCAACAGGUUCCCAGAAGCCUUUCAGACAUUUGGCAGUUUCAGGAUGAUGUUCCCGAUGGUUUCCUCGUACUGUUUCUGUGCAGACAGUCGAGGCCGGGAGCUGCAGAACACGGGUGUGGAGCUCCUGCUCUCUGAGGUCUACGACUCUGCGUUCUCACGACUUCCCUCUGGUCGCUCCUUCUCUCAGACCAACGUCUACAGGGUCCUGCAGAGGAGGAUGCUGGGAGUCCGCCUCGCCCUCAGCGGACACUUUAGAUGUCCCUCUGCCUGCGAGGAGGAGCGCCGAGCAGCCACGGAGGCGUCCGCCUUUUACAUCCCGUCCUGUGAAACCAGCGGCCACUUCUCCUCCAGACAGUGUCAGCGGGACGGCCGGUGCUGGUGCGUGGACGCCGCCGGGGCCGAGGUUCCUGGGACCCGUCAGCAGGGAGACUCGCUGCUCUGCAGUUCAGGUCUUGGUGAUUGUCUCUCUCGCCGUCGUCUGGCUCUGUCUCGGCUCUUCUCCGGACCUGCUGAUCCUCCUCUCUUUGAGGUCUCCUCUGGCAGAUCUUACUCGUGUGAGCUCCUUAUCGGGCCUCUCCGGGACCUGCUCCCAGUGGAGACGGAUGCAGCCUCCUUCCUGUCCCGCCUCGUGGAAGUCCUUCAGGGUCUCUUCCCCUCCAUAGAGGCAGCUCUUCAGGCGCUGUCUCGUUCCUCGUGGCUUCGGUUGCAGGAGGAGCUGUUUGGAGGGAAGUACCUGAAGAACGUUGCUGCCUUCAACUUCAGCGGUGCGGUGGGAUCUCAGGGAGCUCUUGGUCUGGAUCCGCUCUCCUCUCAGAAAUACCAGGGCUUGGUCCAGUCUGUCAGCAGGGUCCUGGAGGACCCCUCUUUCCUGUCUGGCCUUCAGCACACGCUGAGGUCUCUGAGCAGGUCACGGUCGGCGUCACUGGAACAGGUCCUGACGCCGCUGCUUCGCUCCUGCUCUGCUGAUGAAGAGGACGACGCAGCAGGCAUCUAUACUCCAAGCUGCACAGCCAACGGCGCUUUCCAGGAGGUUCAGUGUCACGGUGGUGAGUGCUGGUGUGCAGAUCAUCGGGGUCAGGAGGUCGCAGGGUCACGGACGGCUGGUCGCCGGCCUCGCUGUCCGACGCGCUGCGAGACGGACAGAAGCACGGCUCUGAAGGUGAAAGCCGGCUUGGCUGCUAGCGCUGACGUCCACAUCCCAGCGUGUGCAGAAGACGGAGCGUUCCUGCCGCUGCAGUGUAUCGGAUCACGCUGCUUCUGUGUGGAUGCGGACGGAAACACCCUGAGUGCUGGACCAGCAGGGGGCGCUAUGCUCUGUCCAGAGAGAACAACACUGAAGGUUCAGUCACCUACAGGUGGGUGUGCCAGGGCGCUAGCUGAGGUCACAGCGUUCAGGCAGGAGGUGCAGAGCAUCAUAGCUCUCUCCAACUCAUCACACCUCCCUGUGGGAUAUGGAUUCAUGCUGGCUGAAGGCGUUCGUCUGACCCCCGAGGAGCUCCAGACCGGCCGAUCACAGGAGGAGCGCCGCGUGUCUGACGCUCUGCUCAACGCCUCCAAAGCCGCUCUGCGAUUGGCUGCUUACUCUACUGUUCAGAUGUUGGCGCCUCCUCAGCAUCGUUCCUACCUGCCCUUCACUCCACAGUGUGAUGCUUACGGAGACUGGCUGCCCACACAGUGCUACCACAGCACAGGUCAGUGCUGGUGUGUGGAUGAGGAUGGAGAAUAUGUCCCCACGUCUCUGAGCAGCCGCUCUCUCAGCCGGCCUCAAUGUCUGACCCGCUGUCAGAGAGCUCAGGCUCACACGCUGCUCUCUGGUUGGGCGAAAGCCUCUGACAUCACCACUUCACUUUUCCAGCUGAAGUGUGACGAGGACGGUCGGUUCUCUGUGCUGCAGACAGGAGGCGCUGUAGGCUGGUGUGUCAACCCUGUGACCGGAGAGACCGUACAGAUGGCCUCACAGAGCGCCACAGGACAGCUAACAUGUCCCAGCUGGUGCGAGCUGCAGGGUCUUCAGUGUCGACCCGACGGUUCCUUUAGUCCACUGCAGUGUGAUGUCACUUCCUGCUGGUGCGUGUCUGAAGACGGACAGGAGGAGGGCGGGACUCGGAUGCUUCGGCAGACAGGACAGACGCCCUCGUGUGCUCGUCCUCUCUGUCCCCAUCCCGUCAUUACCCAUGGUGCUCUGGUCUGCCGCCCAGAGGCUGAUGGUCGUCAGGGUUGUGACCUUGUCUGUUACCGUGGUUACCAAAACGCGCUUCCUGUAAGCAACUUCAUUUGCCAGACUGAGAGUCUACAGUGGAAAAAUGACAACAACCCUCUGAGUGGAGCGUGUCAGAUGUCUCAGCCUUUGCAGUCGGUGUCGGUGUCUCAGCUCUGGACGCUGUCAUCCGCAUGUUCCCAGAUCAGCAGUUUACAGUCUCUGCUAUCCACGGCAUUGAUCAGCAGGGGGCUGUGCUCUGCACAGCUUUCCGCCUCCGGUCGCUCCGUGACGCUCUGCGACGACUCGUCCCUUCGUCUACAGUGUGACGGUGAUGAUUCGCUGCUGACACUCAGGUGGACGGCCUACUUGUCUGACCUCCCGACCUCUGACCUCCCCGACCUGCAUGACGUCAGUCUGUUCCUGAACGAGACCAGACUUCUAGAAGACGUUCGGAAGCUUCUGAUUAGUGUCCGGUCUAUGCCGGAGAUUAAACUAGUUUCAAUGACAACUCCAAACUUCAACUGUUCUCCCGGUUUCCACCUGAGCAGCGACGGUCAAGGCUGCGUCGUCUGCCCUGCAGGAACCUUCUUCAGGGAGGGGGGGUGUCUCGUUUGUCCUGAAGGAACCUAUCAGAGCGAGGAGGGCAGGGACUUCUGUAGCAGCUGUCCCAGAGGCUCUUCUCCUGUUGGUGCAUCAUCCGUUUAUCAGUGUGUGACAGAGUGCGAGAGGCGGCGUCUGCGGUGCUCAGAGCGCGGGGACUUUCUGCCAGCACAGCCUGACUUCCUGUCCAACAGGUGGAGGUGUGUUAACAGUGAGGGGGAGGAGCUUGAAUGGACCAAUAGCAACAAGCCUUGGACUGAUAACGAGUGCUCAGUUCUCAUCAGGUUUGAAGCAGUUCCUGGAUCAGAACUGUUUAGAGCUGAAGAUGCUGAAGUCCUGCAGAACAUGACCUCUGACCUCCCAACCUGUGUCCAAGCGUGUGCAGUGAACCCGUCCUGCCACCAUGUGGCGCUGUUCAGCAGACGGACUCGGUGUGAGCUGUAUAGCACACACACACUGAACACACACUGCAACACCUCCCAACAGUCCAGAGGGUUUCUGGGUAAUCCUCAGGCUGAAUAUUUUGAGUGGGUGAGCUGCUCUGUGGCCGUGAGGGGCGGGCCCUCAGAUCUGCUGGUUGUCAGAAAGAAAGGGGCAGAGUUUUCCUCUCUGCAGCUGCAGAGUUUUGUGAGGAUGAAGAUGAUGAAGGCCGUCUCAGGUGUGUUUAGGACCCAGGUGUUCUCCUCCAGACACACCUCUUUGUCCGACGCUCAUCGUUUCUGUCAGGAUAGCUGCAGCCGAGACACCUGCUGUGAAGGAUUCAUCCUCAACCAGAACAGCCUGAGUGGAGGCUCUGUGUUCUGUGGUUGGCUGAGCGCUCCAUCAGUCCUGAUGUGCGGCGACCAGGACUGGGAUGUGAGAGGACAGGGAGGGGCUGAUCGCGCCUGUGGACCGGGUCUGACCUAUAGCGAGCUGCACAAGAGCUUCGUGUUUGACUUUGGAGGACAAAACUUCACCAUCACUGAUUCUGCUCUGCCUCCGGACACCAAGCCCAAGUCGGACUAUCAGGCAUCCAUCAUCAGCUUCCAGGCCGUGUACAUGGACACUGAUGCAGGUUCGACUUCUUCCUGUGCAGCGGCAGAACCCGGGCCUCCUCUGGAUGUGUCUGUGCAGCAGAGGUUUCAGCCUCUGUUGGAAGACGACAUUGUUGUGGAUCCGCAGGCGAAGCUCCCUGUUCUGUCCUUCUGGCUCAAUAGGCAGAACUACAACUCCCAGCAGGCCCUGUUCUGGUGUCUCACACGCUGUGAUGUGGAGCAGCAGUGUUACGUUGCUGACCUCACAGACGCCGACUCAGCAGGUUUCUUCAGCUGCUCCUUGUAUCCCGACAGUCGAGUCUGCGGAGGUUACGACAAACGUGUGAGACGAGCCUGCCCCCUCCUGCUGAACAGAGCACCCAGCAGCACCUACAGCAAGAAAGUGGACUUGUCUGGACCAGUAAAGAAUUUCUACGAGCGAGUUUCUUUCCAGAAGAUGGUUUCCUACUCUGUACGCAGCCGAGUCGGUCUGAGAGAAAACACAGGGCUGUCUGAGGGGUUCAUGGCGUGUGAACGUCGUUGUGAUGAAGAUCCCUGUUGUCGUGGUAUCGGCUUCAUCCGAGACUCCGAGUCAGCAGGGGGUUCAGAAUCAGUCUGUCUGUCUCUGAUCAGUCUCGGAGUCCAGACCUGCAGUGAGGAGGACCUGACCACCUGGAGGACUCAGGACUGCACUCCGUCUGUAUUGAAGACGGCACCAGAACCGCUCGGCUGGUACCAGAAGCCUGUGAAUCAGUGGACUUCUUCUCCGGCUCUGUGUCCUCUGUUUAACCUGCCCCCCACCAAAACCAACGUGUCUAUGGACGAGUGGCAUCGCCUCCCCGAGUCAUCGGUGCUGGUUGACCCAUCGGUCUCUAUGUAUGAUGUCAUCCAAGUGAGCCGUGACAUUGCCACUGACCCAAAGAAGACCAGGGACUGGUGUCUCCAUGCCUGUCAGGAGGCGGAGUCCUGUGCUGCCGUGUCACUCAGUGAGGCGGAGUCUGCCACUCGCUGCGUCUUCUACCCCGACACCACAGUCUGUGGGCUAAGCUCCGCCCCCAGCUCAUCUGGCACCGCCUCCUCCUGCAGGCUGGUCAUCAGAGAGCCCGCCUCCCAGGUGUACCUGAGGACAGCGCGGCUGCCGGUGGUGACAAACAUCUCCAUCGAGGGUCAUGGGGUCCUGCAGGGAGGUACCGUGGAGACGGUCCUGGGCUCGUACCGCAGGACUGUGGUUCAGUUCCUGGGAGUCCCAUAUGCCCGUCCACCCAUGGGACCGCUGCGCUUUGAGCCGGCUCAGCCAGCGGAUUGGACAGGAACAUGGGACGCCACAGAGCCACGGCCCAGCUGUAUCCAGCCUGGUGAUGUAGAGUCUGCAGCCUCCAGUGAAGACUGCCUCUACCUCAACGUCUUCAGUCCUGCUGCUCAGAGGGGGCGUGUCCCAGUCCUGGUCUUCUUCUUCAACCCUCCAGCCAAUAACAGCCCAGGACUGUUGGAUGGCUCCACCCUCGCCGCCGUGGGAAGUAUUGUUGUGGUAACAGCCAAUUACAGAACAGCAGCGCUGGGAUUCCUGAGCACAGGGGAGUCUGGUCUCCAUGGCAACUAUGGACUGUCAGACCAGGAGGCAGUCCUCCGCUGGGUUAAUGCCCACAUCUCUAAGGUGGGAGGAGACAACAGGAGAGUGACAGUUGGGUCUGAGCGGCGUGGGGCUGACAUCGCCAGCCUUCAUCUUCUGUCUUCAUCAUCGCCUCUGUUCCACCGAAUGAUGCUGAUGGGCGGUUCCGUGUUCUCUCCAUCACUGCUCCAGACUCCUGCUGCCUCUAGACAUCAGACAGUGGACCUGGCCAAAGAGCUCGGCUGUGUGACCUCUGACCUGACAGAUGAGACCACGGUCGGCUGCCUCAAAGCGACGCCUGUCCACACACUGAACGCUGCUCAGACCAAGCUGCUGGCGGCCAGCGGUCCGUUCCAGUCAUGGGCUCCAGUCUGGCAGUCAGGCUCCCUGUCGUCCUUCCACAGAGUCGACCUGCUGCUGGGAACGUCUGACCACGACGGGCUCAUCAGCCGAGCGCGCAGGAUAAAGGACUUUGAGGCUCUUCAGGGCCGGGCCGAUGGUAAAAGCGCCUUCUACGAGGCUCUGAGCCGGUCGCUGGGUGGCGUGAAAGGCAACGCGCUGCUGAAGGAGGCGGCGGCCUGGCUCUACUCCCUGGAUCACAGCCCCUCAGCCGCCGGAUACAACCUGUUCUCCAGAGCACUCAGCAACGCCACCAGGGAUCUGUUCAUCAUCUGCCCCAGUCUGCAGAUGGCUCGUCACUGGGCUAACAGCCAGGCCAACGUCUUCCUGUACCACCAACCCACCAGCAGCGCUGCAGACAGGUCCGAUCCGUUUGUUCCUCUGGACGUCCAGCUGGUGUUCGGGACGCCUCAUCACCCACAGAGUCUUCAGCGUUUCACCACCUCUGAUCGCCGCCUCUCUCUGGCCAUGAUGACCUACGUGUCCAGCUUCAUACAAAACGGGAACCCAAACCCAUCCCGUGUCUGGCCCGGUUCUGUCCUGCCACGCUGGCAGCCUGUCCUGCCCUCUGAGACGCUGCCCACCUAUCUGCAGCUAAGUCCUGCCCUGCUACAACAGAAAGGUCUGGCUCAGAACACCUGCUCAUUCUGGACCCAGCUGGGAGCCGGACUCACAAGUCAAACGGAUGGGUCUGAUCGCCUUGUGUCAAUCCCUGAGCUCCCAUUGGCUGCAGUGCCCGACCAAUCACAGCCUGAGGGAGAUGCCUACAGCUAAAUGUUGAUUCCAGUUUGAUAAACCCACAAUAAAAUGUCUGAAUCUUGUUGAAUCAAUAAACAGCAACCUAAUAAACA
Messenger RNA from Betta splendens (Siamese fighting fish), 7322 nucleotides. RefSeq names its product thyroglobulin (gene tg). The transcript has 49 exons. The record is from RefSeq and is a predicted model, not a curated record. Gene Ontology annotation, biological process: thyroid hormone generation. The coding region runs from base 259 to 7245 and encodes 2328 amino acids. Lineage: Eukaryota; Metazoa; Chordata; Actinopteri; Anabantiformes; Osphronemidae.